Molecule: messenger RNA, 904 nt
Organism: Eublepharis macularius
Lineage: Eukaryota; Metazoa; Chordata; Lepidosauria; Squamata; Eublepharidae
Gene: FKBP3
Product: FKBP prolyl isomerase 3
Exons: 7
Coding region: 39-707 (222 amino acids)
Molecular function (GO): peptidyl-prolyl cis-trans isomerase activity
Source: RefSeq, a predicted model, not a curated record
CUCCCCUCCCCUCCCCUCCGCCCGCGUGCGGCGAUGCCAUGGCGGCCCCGGCGAGCCCCUGGAGCCCGGAGGAGCUGCGCAGCGAAGCGCUGCCCAAGCGGGAGAUCGUCCGCUUCCUGCAGGAGCAGGCGGCCCACGGGUUCCUUGCACAACACAAGUUACUCGGACAGAUAAAAAACGUAGCCAAGACUGCCAGUAAAGAUCAGCUCAUUGCAGCUUAUAACCAGCUCUUUGAAACGAAGAGCUUCAAGGGCACAGAAGGUGCAGAGCACGUGACGGAGCAGGUGAAAAACAUCAAGAUCGAUGAAGAAAAGCCCAAAGAAACGAAGCCCGAGGAAGCUGUUGAGGAGGGCCCCCCCAAAUAUACAAAGUCAACUCUGAAAAAGGGGGACAAAAUCAACUUUCCCAAGAAGGGUGAUACCGUUCACUGCUGGUAUACAGGGAAGCUGGAAGAUGGGACAGUUUUCGAUACGAAUAUUCAGACAGGCUCAAAGAAAAAGAAAGCCUCUAAGCCGCUAAGCUUCAAAGUCGGGGUCGGAAAAGUGAUCCGAGGUUGGGACGAAGCUCUGCUGACCAUGAGCAAAGGGGAGAAGGCUCACCUGGAAAUUGAACCGGAAUGGGCUUACGGGAAGAAAGGGCAACCUGAUGCCAAGAUUCCACCAAAUGCAAAGCUUCUGUUUGAAGUUGAAUUGGUGGAUAUUGAAUGACUGGAUUUUUUCCCCUUCCAAGACUUGACUGCUGUGACGUUGCUCUGAGUCCACGGAAUACUAUUGUGGCCUUGCUAACCCCCCCUCCCCCCCCCCAAAAACUGCUAUAUAGCACCUGCAAAUCUGAAGACUUCCUUUGGGGUUCUGGAUUUUGUUGCUGUUUUACAGAAUGCCAUAAAACUCUUCCAUGGCUAGUA